Molecule: messenger RNA, 729 nt
Organism: Suricata suricatta (meerkat)
Lineage: Eukaryota; Metazoa; Chordata; Mammalia; Carnivora; Herpestidae
Gene: CHP2
Product: calcineurin like EF-hand protein 2
Exons: 7
Coding region: 1-555 (184 amino acids)
Molecular function (GO): calcium ion binding
Source: RefSeq, a predicted model, not a curated record
AUGGUGCUUGAGGGCUGGCCAGAGGUCCAAGUCUCGCAGGCCAGUCUGCUCCGUCUGUACCACCGGUUUCGGGCACUGGACAGGAACAAGAAGGGCUACCUGAGCCGCAUGGAUCUGCAGCAGAUUGGGGCUCUGGCCGUGAACCCUCUGGGAGAACGCAUUAUAGACAGCUUCUUCCCUGAUGGGAGUCUGCGACUGGAUUUCCCAGGUUUCGUCAGAGUCCUGGCUCAUUUUCGACCCGUCGAUGAUGAGGACCCAGGAAUGCGAGACCCCGACGACCCUGAACCCCUCAACAGCAGAAUGAACAAACUUCGCUUCGCAUUUCAGCUCUAUGAUCAGGACCGGGACGGCAAGAUCUCCAGGCACGAGAUGCUACAGGUCCUCCGGCUGAUGGUUGGGGUGCAGGUGACAGAAGAGCAGUUGGAGAGCAUCGCCGACCGCACGGUGCAGGAAGCAGAUGAAGAUGGAGAUGGGGCCGUGUCCUUCCUGGAGUUCACCAAGACCUUGGAGAAGAUGGAUGUUGAGCAGAAAAUGAGCAUCCGGAUCCUGAAGUGACGCCCUUUGUGCCUUUGGCUGGCUUACACAGACCAGGUUGGCCUGGGAUUUCUCUUCAGCCCCUGCAGAGUCAGGGCCCCAGUAAACUGUAUUCUUGUGUCUAAGCUAAACUCUAUUUACGCCAAGGAAAGAAAGCUAGAAGGGUGUGUACUGAAUAAACUCUAGCUCAUUUGA